CAAUAUUAGUGAAAUUUCGGUGCGCGCAGCACGUUUUUUUUUUUUUACUGUACUCAAAGCACCGUAGUUGGAAAACCACCCUUCCAUUUACAGGAAAAUCACCCUUCCAUCGUAGGAUUGUAAAAACCAGCAGCCGCCGAUCUACUUCGACGCGCCGCUCUGUUUCUCCGCCGUCACUCAUUGAGGUUGCCGACACCGUUCUGCCCAAGUCCCUUUGUCGUUGUUCUCGGUUGACAUGUAUUAGCCAAUAGCCAUGAAGGUGCGAUCAUCAGUGAAAAAAAUGUGUGAGUUCUGCCGUACAGUCAAACGACGUGGGCGAGUAUAUAUCAUAUGCUCAGCUAGUCCUAAGCAUAAGCAACGACAGGGCUUAUGGACAUUUGCAUAUGAUGGAUCAGUGCCUAGCACGUCUAUAGUGUCAAGUACGAAUCAGAUGUCACCCAGCAACAGCAUCACCAGUGGUCUGCCUUCCCUUAUAUCCAAAAAUAUUGAAGUAUCAGUUACACCAUGGUGGAGAAGGGGUCUAGCUUCUAUUCUGCUCAAUCAGGAGGGCGGUAAGCAGUAGGAAAGACAACACAAGAAAUGUUUUCUGGUUUCUGAAUGUAUGUGUUUCCAUUCCAAUAGCUUACGGUUCAUGUUGUUUUCCUUGUGAACCUGGAUUAUCCAGCUAUUUUAGUUGGUGAUUGUCGGCCGUGAGUAACUAUGUUUUUAUCUUCCCCAUCUUUGGCGUGCUUCUGGACAUGCUCAAAAACUCUUUUAGUGGGUCAUAAACAACAUUUGUGCAAAUGUCAAAUGUGUUGAGCAUAAUUGGGCUUCCAUUUUCCCGCUUUUAGUAGAUGGUACAUGAAAAUCUGAUCUUACUGUUUUAAGUUUUACUGUGUAAUAUUGGGAUGCUUUGUUUAAGGUAAUGUUGACAACCAUCAAACACAUACGAGAUCCAAAUUGUUUCCAUGUGAAACUUAUGUUAUUUUAGAAUUGAAUAAGAAGCUAACUUGAUUGCAUGCA
Molecule: messenger RNA, 1002 nt
Organism: Cuscuta epithymum
Lineage: Eukaryota; Viridiplantae; Streptophyta; Magnoliopsida; Solanales; Convolvulaceae
Source: the annotation of a GenBank genome assembly